UAUAUAAUCAAAUAGGUUUUGCAAUAUAAAAAUAUCAAAACACAUUUUCUUAAAACUCUUCUCAAAAAUUAUUUUUCGAUACUAUUUGUUGAUACGCAAACCAAAUAGGCUCUAUGUAACCAUCUCUACCUCUCUCAAGAUUAUAUAUGUGCGAAUACUAGGUUACAUUGAAAACGACACUUGGAAGGACAAGCCUUCAUUUUGAAUGGAGUUUUCUGUUUGAUGUGUUUCUUGAAUGCUUUAAUUUGGAUGGAAAAGCAUGUUGUUCCCUAAUAUAAACUUUAUAUUGCCUUAGUCAUGGAUAGAGAAAUGUGGAACUUCCACAUCUAUCUUGUCCUCAUGUCUCUGGCGAUUAGCCUAAUCUGGCACUAAUGCACGUACCUGCAUCUGAUACUAAGGCUCUAGUCCAUACAAGCAACAAAUGUUGCAGCUGAAUUUCUUUUGUAGGAUUUUUACUUAGAGAUGGAAAUUUUUUUAUUUAAUUACAUGCUAUGGUGUUUGCACAGAAUACAUGUCAAAGUUAGCCAGUUAGGUAUCUGUGCAUGCGUUCUAAAUUCUUUUGCAAUUUGCAGCCUAAGUAUAUUGUGAUAUGGACUGCAGGAAACCCAAGGGUAACUCCUGAAGUUACCAGGGAUGUGUGCUUAUUAGCUAGAAUGAUGGUUGCUAACUUGUACUUUUCCCAGAUAGAGGAUCUUAUGUUCGAGCUUUCAAUGUGGCGCUGCAAUGAUGAACUCCGUGUUCGUGCUGAUGAACUUCAUAGGUCCUCAAAGAGGGAUGCAAAACACUAUAUUGAGUUUUGGAAACAAGUCCCUCCAAAUGAGCCUUAUCGUGUUAUUCUUGGUGAUGUGAGAGACAAGCUGUAUAAUACACGUGAACGUGCUCGUCAUAUAUUAGCCAAUGGGAUCUCUGAUAUUCCUGAGGAGACAACUUUCACUAAUGUUGAGCAGUUCCUGGAGCCUCUUGAGCUUUGUUACAGAUCGCUCUGCUCUUGUGGCGAUCGACCGAUUGCUGAUGGAAGCCUUCUUGAUUUCUUACGGCAAGUUUCCACCUUUGGGCUCUCACUUGUGAGACUUGAUAUCCGACAGGAGUCAGAUAGACACACUGAUGUCUUAGAUGCUAUCACAAGGCACCUAGGGAUUGGAUCCUACAAAGAAUGGUCGGAGGAACGCAGGCAGGAGUGGCUCUUAUCUGAACUUGGCGGAAAGCGCCCUCUGUUUGGCCCCGAUCUUCCCAAAACCGAAGAAAUUGCUGAUGUGUUAGACACCUUUCAUGUCAUUGCUGAACUCCCCUCAGAUAGCUUUGGGGCAUACAUAAUUUCAAUGGCAACUGCUCCAUCUGAUGUGCUUGCCGUCGAGCUUUUACAGCGUGAAUGCCGUGUCAAGACUCCAUUAAGGGUUGUUCCUUUGUUUGAAAAACUUGCGGAUCUCGAGGCUGCACCUGCUGCUGUGGCUCGCCUCUUCUCAAUAGAUUGGUACACACGCCGGAUCAAUGGAAAGCAAGAAGUCAUGAUUGGGUACUCAGAUUCAGGCAAGGAUGCUGGCCGUUUUUCUGCAGCUUGGCAAUUAUAUAAGGCUCAAGAGGAGCUUAUAAAAGUUGCAAAACAAUAUGGGGUGAAGCUUACAAUGUUUCAUGGCCGAGGAGGGACAGUUGGAAGAGGAGGUGGUCCUACUCAUCUUGCUAUAUUAUCCCAGCCACCUGACACGAUUAAUGGAUCCCUUCGUGUGACUGUUCAAGGUGAAGUAAUUGAACAGUCAUUUGGAGAGGAACACUUGUGUUUUAGAACACUGCAACGUUUCACAGCAGCUACACUUGAGCAUGGGAUGCAUCCCCCCAUCUCGCCAAAGCCAGAAUGGCGUGAACUCAUGGAUGAGAUGGCAGUCGUUGCUACAAAGGAAUAUCGUUACAUAGUUUUCCAAGAACCUCGAUUUGUUGAAUAUUUCCGUCUUGCAACACCAGAGUUAGAGUAUGGUCGCAUGAACAUUGGCAGUCGUCCAUCAAAAAGAAAACCUAGUGGUGGAAUUGAAUCUCUCCGAGCAAUACCAUGGAUCUUUGCAUGGACCCAGACGCGUUUUCAUCUCCCAGUCUGGCUUGGAUUUGGGGCUGCUUUUAGGCAUGUCAUUGAAAAAGAUGCACGAAAUCUCCAAAUGCUUAAGGAGAUGUACAAUGAGUGGCCUUUCUUUAGAGUGACAAUUGACUUGGUUGAGAUGGUGUUUGCCAAGGGAGACCCAGGGAUUGCUGCCUUGUAUGACAAGCUCCUGGUCUCAGAGGAAUUGCAGCCAUUUGGAGAGCGCUUAAGGGCUGAUUAUGAAGACACUAAGAACCUUCUCCUUCAGGUUGCUGGGCACAAAGAUCUCCUUGAAGGAGACCCAUACUUGAGGCAGAGACUCCGGCUUCGCGAUGCGUACAUAACCACCCUUAACGUGUGCCAGGCCUACACAUUGAAGCAGAUCCGUGAUCCUAGCUACAAUGUGAAGGUGAAGCCCCCUCUGUCAAAGGAGAUCAUGGAAUCGAGCAAACCGGCUGCUGAGCUCGUGAAGCUUAAUCCUACGAGCGAGUAUGCUCCUGGAUUGGAAGACACUCUUAUCUUGACCAUGAAGGGUAUUGCUGCUGGAAUGCAGAACACUGGUUGAGUUUUUUUCUUUUUUCUUUUUUGUAAUGUUUGUUCAAUAAAUCCCUAUGUCUCUUCAAUUUAUGACAUUGAGAAACAUAUGGUGUCUAUUUAACAGAGCUGUGAAAUGGCAACUAAUACCCCCCCACAAAGGGUCUGCUUUGAUACAAGUACAUAAUAUUUAUUGCCAUUAUAAUAUAGGAAAUAUGUUUAGGGCAUGGACUUAAAACCUCAUAAGUUUUG
Ilex paraguariensis (yerba mate) is the source of this 2851-nucleotide messenger RNA. Lineage: Eukaryota; Viridiplantae; Streptophyta; Magnoliopsida; Aquifoliales; Aquifoliaceae. The record is from the annotation of a GenBank genome assembly.